UCGUACAUGAUCCCUUCUGGCUUUUAGCAAAUGUAGUCAGAUUCAAAAGUCGCAUUCGAAACCGUUUUUUAAAAAAAAACUAUCUAGCACGAGUUCCUCUUCUCAGCACAAAGACGUCAAGCAACAAAUUUAAAACCAAAGUAAACAAUAGCCAUGAUUGAUAUGGAGCCAUUAAUGGCCCUUAAUCCCCAUAUGCCAACAUGUUAUAUUUGUGGACGGCAAUAUGGACACUCUUCGCUAAAGAUACAUGAACCGCAGUGUUUAGAGAGGUGGCAUCGUGAGAACUCAGAGCUUCCACGGCAUCUGCAGCGUUCGGCUCCUGUACCACCGCAGGAUUUUCAAGCUGUGGUACCACCUAGGAGAAGUCGGGAAAAUUUUUAUCAACCGCAUGACUGUGCGCCACUUGGCCAAUCCCCCUUCCGGGAGGCAUAUUUUCCGCCUGGACAACGAGAUUUUAUUGAUGCUCCCAUCGCGCGCAGUCAUCCUGGACCUAAUCCUAUUGGCAAAGUCAGGAUUGGUUAUAUUAACGGCAGUGAAUACGGCAUGGACACGUAUGAAGUGUACAGACCCAAUGACUAUGGCAGACACAGUGCUCCAACAGUACAACAUACACGGGAAGAUCGAUAUUAUGGGCCACGACGCCAUGAGCAAUGGCACCAUGACCCUGUACCGCAAACACACCAUAUGACCCCAAGUUACAAUUACAGGGGUCCUGCAAAUAUGGAGGUUAUGCACAUGCGUCUUCCACAGGACAGAUAUGAUUACCGCUCGGUGGAGCCACCACUGUCCUAUACUGAAAGGCUACCUCCGCCAGGGCGAUUUUCAUAUCAUACGGAAGCGCAAUUGGAUCGUAUGGCUUACGACCGCUUUCAAGCCAAUUUAGUGCCGUGUCACAAUUGUGGACGGAGAUUUCGUCCCGACCUUAUACCCUCUCACACCCAAAACUGUGUGGAUCAUCCGGAAAUAUUUCUGCGGCACUAAAAUGUGUUUUAUUCAUUAUUAUAUUAAACUUUUCAUGGUUUGAUGACUUAAUAUUUUUUUACCAAUCCGAAAUGCAAAACAACUAAAAGUGCAGACGACACAAUCACGACACAGUACGUAUCACUUGUUGUCUUACCCGCCGCUUACUAUAGUGUCAAACUUCUGUCCAAAUUUAUUUUAAAACCGGUAAUUUUAGUAGUUAUUCUUUGUGCCAUUUGGUUUAGGCCCAUAAAAAUACAGUUCUUUUACUAUCAAUUUUGUAUUGUGUUCGUCCGCGCGCAGUUGAUUGACUCCAUGUUGUAUUGUACAUCUUUCUGUAUUCAGAAAAAUCAUUAUGAGCUGCGAAUCUCUUGGCAACAAACGCACCAGUGAAGAUUUCAUGUAUUAUUUACAAUGCAGUGCUUUCUUAUGUCGAAUUUCAUCCGAGUGUGAAUGAAGUCCCAAACUUUACUAACUGGAUUUUGGAAGUUUUAGAACAUUGGAAGCAGUUGUGUAGCUGUCUUUUGAAAUUUUCUACCUAACAUAAGCCAAAAUGUCAGAUACGAUCAGUAAAUACGACAAAACGGAAACAUCCAUCACUACUACAACAACUCCAAAUGUUCCUACGGGUCACGUUGCUCCUAUUCCAGCUGGGGACGAAGCAGCAAGGGUUGCUCAUGCAGAAGCCAAUAAGAACUUCUUGCGCCAUGCCGAUAUGAAGGAUGUUGCGGACGCCGAAGCCCAUCGACGACCAGAUGGCGUUUGGGAGAAGAAUGCUCAUCUUGAAAGGGAAAUUCCAGGACCGGGUGGAAGCGUUGUUACGGAAACAUAUGAUUCCACUGUACUGACCUAUCCUAAUCCACCUGCUGAAUGUGGAAAUUGCACCCAUUCCACUCACCAUUCCCAUCACUAACCGAACACUACUGUACUCUAGCUGUCACAUCUGUUUAUCUUUUCCGUAAUAGAGAAAAUGUACAGUAAUGUGUUUUGUAAAAGCAUACUGAAUUAGCGCUAUAACUGUAGGAUCAUCAUAAUAUAAGUCGCUUUUGCGAGCGGUCCCUUUAUUACCGGUCAUAAUUUAAUAGACCGAUCACAAUGAAACAGAUCUGAUCCAUGUCAAGUACAGUAAAAUAAAAGCCAGUCCGCUGCAUUUAUAUGUAGACUACGAAUGUAAUAUUAUUUGUGGUGG
This is a messenger RNA of Paramacrobiotus metropolitanus, 2149 nucleotides long. RefSeq names its product zinc finger protein 474-like. NCBI's taxonomy places the organism in Eukaryota, Metazoa, Tardigrada, Eutardigrada, Parachela, Macrobiotidae. The transcript has 5 exons. The record is from RefSeq and is a predicted model, not a curated record. The coding region runs from base 154 to 981 and encodes 275 amino acids.